Molecule: messenger RNA, 2179 nt
Organism: Vigna umbellata (rice bean)
Lineage: Eukaryota; Viridiplantae; Streptophyta; Magnoliopsida; Fabales; Fabaceae
Product: protease Do-like 9
Biological process (GO): proteolysis
Molecular function (GO): protein binding; serine-type endopeptidase activity
Source: RefSeq, a predicted model, not a curated record
AACUAAAUAGUAAAUUAGUAUGAAAAGUGGGAAGACCCGCAUAAAACGAAGUUCUGUUUGAUUUGGAUUCCCUCCUCCGCCUUCAUUUUGUUGCUUCUGCUUUCUUUCUUCUUCCUUCUGCUCAGCACAAAUUCACGCUUUCCCAAUCUCAAAUAACAGUAACAAACACUUCCCAAAUACGAGAUGGGAGGUAACAAACGUAAGAGACCACACAAAUCCAAAACCUCCGCCCCGGAAACCCUAGACCACCCCACCCCCGCUCCCUCCCCUGCUCCCGUCACCGCCACUGCCACCGCCACCGCCGUUGCCGCUCCUAACUCUGCCUCCAACACUGCCUCAAUGGAGGACGUCUUUUCCGUUAGCAAUGUCGAGCUCAUCGACAACACCGUCUCUCCCCGCGUUCGCCGCCACCGUGGCCGCCCCAAGAAGGUCCCCGUCCACUCCGACAAACCCCUAUCUCUUGCGACGGGGCGCCGCCUUUCCCGUCCACUCGACAAAGGAGACGGAGACUUCUCGGUUCCCGGCGACGCUGGGAUGUCCACCUUGGUGGCGAUGGAGGUGGACAAGGGGUGGGAGGCGCGGGUGUUGCCGGCUAUGGACUCCGUGGUGAAGGUGUUUUGUGUCCACACGGAACCGAAUUUCUCGCUGCCGUGGCAGCGGAAGAGACAGUACAGCUCGAGUAGUAGCGGGUUUGUGAUUGGCGGGAGAAGGGUUCUGACGAAUGCGCAUUCGGUGGAACACUACACACAGGUCAAGCUCAAGAAGCGUGGCUCUGAUACCAAGUACUUGGCCACUGUGCUUGCCAUUGGAACCGAAUGUGACAUUGCCAUGCUUACAGUGGAUGAUGAUGAGUUCUGGCAAGGGAUGUCACCUGUAGAGUUUGGGGAGUUGCCUGCACUUCAAGAUGCGGUAACUGUUGUGGGAUACCCAAUUGGUGGAGAUACUAUCUCGGUGACCAGUGGUGUUGUAUCACGCAUUGAGAUUCUAUCUUAUGUUCAUGGUUCUACAGAGCUUUUAGGUUUACAGAUAGAUGCUGCUAUAAAUUCUGGCAAUUCUGGAGGACCUGCAUUUAAUGAUAAAGGAAACUGUGUGGGGAUUGCAUUUCAGUCCCUUAAGCACGAAGAUGCGGAGAAUAUAGGUUAUGUCAUUCCAACACCAGUUAUCAUGCAUUUCAUCCGGGAUUACGAGAAGAAUGGAGGCUACACUGGGUUUCCUAUUCUAGGGGUUGAGUGGCAGAAAAUGGAAAACCCUGAUCUGCGAAUGGCAACAGGCAUGAGACCUGACCAGAAAGGUGUGCGCAUUAGAAGAAUUGAUCCCACUGCUCCAGAAUCCAAGGUUUUGAAGCCAUCAGAUGUUAUCCUUAGUUUUGAUGGGAUUGAUAUUGCCAAUGAUGGAACAGUUCCAUUUCGACAUGGAGAGCGCAUUGGCUUCAGUUAUCUCAUCUCACAGAAAUAUACCGGGGAUAAUGCAGCAAUUAAAGUACUGCGAAAUGCAAACAUCUUAAAAUUUGACAUUAAACUUGAAACUCACAGAAGGCUUAUUCCAUCACAUAGCAAGGGCAAGCCUCCCUCGUAUUAUAUAAUUGCUGGAUUUGUUUUUACAACUGUUUCGGUUCCAUAUCUUCGUUCUGAGUAUGGAAAAGAUUAUGAAUAUGAAGCUCCAGUCAAGCUUUUGGAUAAAUUGCUGCAUUCAAUGCCACAAUCACCAGAUGAACAACUUGUUGUGGUCUCUCAGGUGCUCGUGGCUGAUAUCAACAUUGGAUAUGAAGAUAUUGUUAACAUCCAGGUCCUUGGUUUCAAUGGUAAACCAGUGAAAAACCUGAAGAGCCUGGCCACUAUGGUAGAGAGCUGCAAUGAUGAAUAUCUAAAAUUCGAUCUAGAUUAUGAUCAGAUAGUGGUCCUUCGCACAAAGACUGCAAAAGCAACUACCCUUGAUAUUCUUGCAACACACUGUAUUCCAUCAGCGAUGUCUGAUGAUCUUAAGUCAUGAUCUGGAUCACAAUGUGGUAGAUUAUGCAUCACUAUCUCAAGUUAUUAUUUAACCGGGUAACAAUGAUGCAGAUACGUAGGCUUGACAUAAAUGGUAGUGGGAGUAAUGUUUUGUUCAAUUGCUAAUACUUGUCGUAUAUCCUCGUGGUUCCGCAUUUUGAAAGGGGAUGAGAGAUAGAGUAAGCAGGAUU